AUGCGCGCAUCGGACGAGGAUCCUCCGCCGCCCACGCUCCUUCUCCUUCUCUCGCUUCCGUCCACUUCCACGUGUUCGCCCGAUGCCACGUCAUCCUCGAUUUCGUUCCUUUCCAUCGAUUUCGACAAAUUAUCACUCGAACCGGAACUGCAAGAAGGCCGUUACGAGCUCCGACCGUCGCCGGGUCCCCAAACACUGCAGAGGAUUACGGUAGGCGAUUUGCGCACGAUCCGACGCACAAAUACACACUUUCAGCAGAAUUCGAUGCCGCCGACCGCGAGAAUUGCUCAAUUUUAUCGGAUUCCGGCUCACAAAAGCGGUCGAUUUCAGCCGUACAAUGUUCCGUUCCAACUCAGGUACGUUUUUCAAUACAGCAAUAGUUUGAAAUUGCUGAAAAUUGGGUUCUACCCGAAUUUUCUGUGAAGACAGCCGGAAAUCUCAAAAAGUUGCAUUUUCAGACGGCGCCGAAAGAGCACAACGUCGGCGAGCACAAAGCAGACGGACAUGGAGAUUUUGCUGAAAAUAAAGCUGAAAGGAGACGUCGAUCCGUUGAAAAUGUGCAUAUUUGACAAGUGAGUGACUUUUUAGAGUUGAAAGAGUGAAAAAUGAACAAUUCCACAAAACCCCUUAAAAAACGGACAGAGAACAUUUCUAAUUUUAGACCUAUAAAUGUCAUGUUUUUGCAGAGACAAACUGGUGUCGACUCCGUGCAGUGUGCAGGCGAAUCGGCGUCCCGAGCCGGCUCGAAACGAGGAAAUCGACGAGCUCUCCGAAUAUUUCACUCAUUUCGUCCGCGUCGAACUCAAAAUGUCCGCCUUGGCCGAAUCGAUGUACGUCUGA
Caenorhabditis sp. 36 PRJEB53466 is the source of this 840-nucleotide messenger RNA. Lineage: Eukaryota; Metazoa; Nematoda; Chromadorea; Rhabditida; Rhabditidae. The record is from the annotation of a GenBank genome assembly.